Molecule: messenger RNA, 521 nt
Organism: Cannabis sativa
Lineage: Eukaryota; Viridiplantae; Streptophyta; Magnoliopsida; Rosales; Cannabaceae
Exons: 1
Coding region: 74-319 (81 amino acids)
Source: RefSeq, a predicted model, not a curated record
GCUUUCAUCACUUAACAUUAUUACAAAGAACCAUAAAACCAAAGCAUUUGUAUUACAGAAAAUAUUCACAAUAAUGGAAAAGUCAUCAGAAACCUCAUGGGCGGAUCAGUGGGACUACAACCCAGACCCGAUUCAUGAACCCAAGAAGACCCGAGGAUCCGGAUCCGGAUCCGGGGCUAACUACAAGCAAAAGGUUGGAGAAGGGUUCGUCAAAACGAAGGCGGUUGCUUCGAGUGGGGUAAAGAAAGUUAAAGAAGGCACAUCACUUGGAUUUCAUUGGAUCAAAAAUAAGUAUCAAAAGACCACACAAAAGCAUUAAUUAAUAAUACCAUAUGUUUUUUUCUUUUCUUUUUUUUGAUUAAUUGAUUCUUGGUAUACAUGUUGUGUAUAUGAUAUAUAGUUAUAUAUUACAUUAUUAUAGUAAUUAAUUUAUUGUUUUUUUUUUCAUUGGUUACUUGUAUUGUAUUGUAUGUAUUAUGUAUAGUGAAUAAGAUGUUCCUCCAUUGGGUUGAUAUAUAAAA